Ctenopharyngodon idella (grass carp) is the source of this 3454-nucleotide messenger RNA. RefSeq names its product matrix-remodelling associated 8a (gene mxra8a). Gene Ontology annotation, biological process: cell adhesion; establishment of glial blood-brain barrier. NCBI's taxonomy places the organism in Eukaryota, Metazoa, Chordata, Actinopteri, Cypriniformes, Xenocyprididae. Bases 185 to 1567 code for a protein of 460 amino acids. The transcript is spliced from 10 exons. Gene Ontology annotation, cellular component: membrane; cell surface. The record is from RefSeq and is a predicted model, not a curated record.
AUUGUGAAUGCUGAAGGUGGGUCAGUAGAGCAGACUGUUGCCGCUGCUGCUGCUGAUGUCGCUGGUCGACAAACAGCAAGUCUUCCUUUGCGAUAAAUGUUUGUCAGGUGAAUAAAUCCUGCAAAUUUGCCUUUAUAUUGUCUUCAACACAUCCUAGAGUGAUCAACACGAGAGGACAUCGGUCAUGAAGAAUUUGGCUGUGCCCUUGAGCGCUCGAGCGCUUUUCUUGGCUCAACUUCUGGCUUCAUUCCUCUUCAGCCCUGCGCUAGGCCAAAGUGAUGGCAGUGGCGUGGUGGUGGCCAUGUACAAUAUCAGCGCCCCCCAAGGAUCACAGGCGAUAUUGCAAUGUCACAGUCAGCGCAUGGUAUGGACCCAAGACCGCAUAAAGGACCGCCAGCGGGUAGUGCACUGGGAUUUACUUCGUAGUGGCCCGAACCAUGCAAUGGAACGUGUUUUAGACAUGUUUUCUACUGGAGACCAGCGCAUCUACAAUGGUUACAACCAGGGACGCGUUAACAUGCCCAGGACUGCUUUUAAAGAUGGUAACUUCUCAUUGGUAAUCAAAGAUGUUGCAAUGAGUGACAAAGGGAUCUACUCCUGUAACCUGCAUCAUCAUUACUGCCACCUGUACGAGUCAAUCAAAGUUCAGCUCAAUGUCACCAAAUCAGCACGUAAGGAGAGGCGGUUCUGGGACGGUCAGAAGGCUGUGUAUGUGGUUCUGCUGGGCAGCACGGUGGUUCUCCCUUGUGUUAACCGCCGGCCCAUCUGGACAGAGGGCAACAGUCAGGAGGACCAACAACAGGUGGUGCACUGGGAUCGUCAACCUCCAGGGGUUCGUCACGACCGUGCCGAUCGACUCAUUGACCUGUACGCUUCUGGUGAGAGGCGUCACUACGGGCCACUGUUCGUUCAACAAAAGAUGAAUAUUUCUGCCACAGCAUUCUCGCAGGGAGAUUUUUCUCUGAUCAUCUCAGACAUCCAGCUCCUAGAUCAGGGGCUAUACUCCUGUCAUCUCCACCAUCACUACUGCGGCCUGCACGAGAGACGCAUCUUCCAGCUUUCCGUGACCCCUCCGGUCCCUCAGAUCCCUCAGAUCCCUCAGAUCACUCAGAACCCUCAGGAACCCACAGAUGAACCUCAAUAUCUUCCCAAUGAAGACCCAAACACCAAUAUGGUGGAAGUGCCGCCACAUGUCAUCAACGUCAUCUUGCCAGAGCAAAGGAGUCACUUCCUGCAGCAGCUAGGCUACAUCCUGGCAACUCUCCUCCUACUGGCCCUUAUUGUGUUGGCUAUUGUUCUCCUCACACGUCACCGGAAAAGACAAGGCCAAGAUUUUGAUCCACGCAAAGUCGAAAGUCCACCGCUACCGACGGUGACGUAUGUGGGCCACACAUCAUGUGUUAAGAAAGAAUGUGAGCGAAGCAUCCCAGAGGUGAAGUCAAGCAACCAGGAGGAGACAAAGUUGGACUACAAGAACAAUCUUCUGAAGGAAGCUGAAAUGACCAAACUUUGCUCCCCAAAAGCCAUUGACCUGGACAGAGAGAUGGAGAAGCCAUCUUGGAAAUAAGAGGUACCUUGCCACUGGCUGGUCCAGGGGCAGAUUUGGAAACCUGGAAUUCAUGGAAGAAGAAGGAAAUGUGGAGAGGUGACAAUAUGGCAAGGAAAUAAGAGAAAGAAGGAGAGAAGGGCACAGUUGUAUCAUUUUUUUUCUGAUUCAAGAUCUUCCAUCUUUUUUGGCUCUUGUGAAGUCUCACCAGCAGUAUGCAGCCAUAUUUUGGACAACUGAUAUAUCAGACUAAUUGCAGUUUCAGAGCACUAAAAUGACAAGCAUAAAGCUUAAAAAAUGCAAGAAUAUAGUCUGCAUUUUUUACUGAAUUUGCCCAAUGCUGCCACACACUCUGUGAGUGAGAAGUAAACACACCCAGAAUAAUGUGUCCUGAGUGUCAAAAUGUUUAUAUUGGUGUGAGAUUUGGGCAAUGUAAGGUUGAGGAAGAAGAAGAAGAAGGAGGAAGAACCUUCUUACUCAUUGUGGAAUCAAAAAACAUAGAACAGUUUUUAACUGAUUUAGUAAUUAAAUCAGAUGUAUGGCCACAAAUAUUGGCAAAAGCUAUUGGUACAUCACAAAAUGCAUUUUUAUUCUUUGUUCAUAUUUUCUUUCAGCUUCUCAAUAGGUUUAAGCUGUGCUUUCUGAAAGCUGUCUUGCAUUCUUUUAUGCAGACACCUGAAUACCUUUACUUUUUUAUAUGAACAGCAUGAUUAUUAAAAGGUCCAUUUUUGUUCUUAAUGAAAUCAUACUUGGUCAAUUAUAUUUUGCUUAUGUUGUUGAUUAUAGACAGUUUAGGCAAAAUAUUUUAUAUUUUAAGUCUUCAUAAUAUUCUAGACCAAUUUAAAUCAGUAUGUUUUCUCAUUUUGAUAUUCUUUUCCUCUUACUAACUGUUACCACUAAAAAGCUACAUUUUCCUUAAUGUAUAACAUUUGCUAUCAAAAUCAUCUGUAUUCUGUCAUCUAGUCUAUCACCUUUUUCAUGUUAUCAUUUGUAUAUUUUCAUGUUUACGUUUCUCAUGUUACAAACCUUGCUAAUUGCUUUUGUCACAGUUUAUUUGAAUAUUCUGGCAUUUAAUGUAUUUGCUUUCAUCCAUACUGCUCUAUGCUAACAGGCAGCUUUGAAGUCAUUUGCAGCAAACAAUUAAGUGUGAAACUGAUGCAACUAAUGCAUCAAGGUACUUGUACAACAAGAAAAUAAUUUAAUUUUAACAAUUAUUAAAGGUACACAAUGUAACGUAUUGUUUAGACAGUUUAUAUGGAAAGAAAAGCCAAGCCGAUGUUGAUUCUUGUUUUAUUACGAGCUCUUUCACGUUCUCUUUUUGCCAGCAGACUCUCUUCUGUUUUGCUAUUUUUUUUUUUUUUUUUAAACGGGUGAUUCCCCGGAGAUAAGAGAUUUAGCGUGCUCCAUGUCAACCUUUCUCGCUCAUGUGACAGAGCAACUUUUCUCUAUUUAUGGAUAUGACGAGACACACACGUGUGAGUGACGUAUGUACGCAAUUUCCCGCAAAAACCAUCGCGACGUGUCUAAAAUAUAAACACUUAUAAUAGACUUACCAUAGUGAAUCAGGGUAAGACAAAAACAUGUUUUGGAAGGAUUGAUGAUGUAUUUGAGCAUAAAAAGUUGCAGUGUACCUUUAAUAUGGCUAUACAUAUCCAUACAUAAUAGCAAACAUUUGUUUUCUAGAUUUGGAGUAAAGACUGAAUGAAUGUGUUAAUACCACAUAAUGAUUGAGGUUCCAAAGGGAAUUUGCUGGGUAGACAACAGUGCUUUUGGUAAAUGAUGCCACAUAAUGGAUACUUGAUUAUUUCCAUCCUGAAGCGGUUUAUAUUAUUGAUGAUUUAAUUUUCCAGCUCACUGCCAAUGUUCUCUCAUUCACAGCAGAAUAAAAUAAACAAUUUAACCUCUGGA